ACUGUUGCUGUUGCCUUGGUUGGGUUCGGUUUAAAGUUCGUGGCCAAACAGUAACCUUGAGUCUUGCCGUCCUCUGUCAUCUAUCCACGCCUGAACCCGAAAAACUCUGAAAGCUGAGCUCUGGUAAUGGCGGGUUUAGCAAUUUCACCUCCUCUCGGUCUUUCCUUCUCUUCUCGAACUCGAAACCCUAAACCCACUUCCUUUCUAUCUCACAAUCAAAGGAAUCCUAUAAGACGUAUAGUUUCUGCUCUACAGAGUCCAUAUGGAGAUUCUCUGAAAGCUGGACUUUCUAGUAAUGUUUCUGGAUCCCCAAUAAAGAUUGACAACAAGGCUCCAAGCUCACUGCCUCUUCCUAUCUUGAACAUUCUUAAGUCGUCAACAGUGUACUUUAUAUUUGGAGUGAUAGAGGCGAAAAAGGGAAACCCCCCAGUAAUGCCUUCAGUGAUGACCCCUGGAGGACCUUUAGACCUCUCUUCUGUGUUAUUCCGUAACCGCAUAAUCUUCAUCGGGCAACCAAUUAACGCACAGGUUGCUCAGCGAGUCAUAUCUCAGCUUGUAACCCUUGCAUCUAUUGAUGAUAAAUCCGACAUCCUGAUGUACUUGAAUUGUCCCGGUGGCAGUACUUACUCCGUCCUAGCAAUUUAUGACUGUAUGUCUUGGAUAAAGCCUAAAGUUGGAACAGUGGCGUUUGGAGUAGCUGCAAGCCAAGGAGCACUUCUUCUUGCUGGAGGUGAAAAAGGAAUGCGCUAUGCAAUGCCAAAUACUCGUGUCAUGAUACAUCAACCACAAACUGGAUGCGGAGGACAUGUAGAGGACGUGAGGAGACAGGUCAAUGAAGCCAUCGAAGCCCGACAAAAAAUUGACAGGAUGUAUGCAGCUUUCACUGGACAACCUCUGGAGAAAGUGCAGCAAUACACUGAAAGAGAUCGUUUCUUAUCAGCAUCUGAGGCGCUUGAGUUCGGGCUCAUUGAUGGUCUAUUGGAAACAGAAUACUGAAGCAGCAUACAGGACAAUGCACAACAACAGCUCAUUGCAAUGUUCAAAGCUUCCAUUUUCAUUUGAAUAUGAACGGUUGUAACUGAUAUUUGUGCAUAAAUCAGUUUGGUUUUCUUGGUUUUAUUGUCUACUAAACAGAAUGAGAAAACUAAACUGUUUAUUUUUUUACUGAAAAAUCUGAAAGUUGUGUUCUAUUUUUGUUUACACACGAUAACCAAGCAAACCGGAACUUUAUGGAAAAACCGGAUUGGUUAGGUCCAGCUUGUUACUACUUAAUCCUAUACAAUGCCAAUGCAUAUGUUGCUUUGGUACAUAGAAUUGCCGGAAAUUGGGAACAGUAGU
Molecule: messenger RNA, 1338 nt
Organism: Arabidopsis thaliana (thale cress)
Lineage: Eukaryota; Viridiplantae; Streptophyta; Magnoliopsida; Brassicales; Brassicaceae
Gene: CLPP6
Product: CLP protease proteolytic subunit 6
Exons: 10
Coding region: 127-996 (289 amino acids)
Biological process (GO): proteolysis
Cellular component (GO): chloroplast thylakoid; chloroplastic endopeptidase Clp complex; chloroplast stroma
Molecular function (GO): ATP-dependent peptidase activity; serine-type endopeptidase activity
Source: RefSeq, marked reviewed